CUGAUGAUGAAAGCCAAAGACAGAUGAAUCCCACCCUGCCCGUUUUUGUGCGCCCUACCAACCCGCCGUUUUCUGCCUGCCGUACCCCGCCACGCCGCCAGACCCAGCCGUGCGCCGCCGGACCCGGACGGUGGCAUUGAGUGAGGGUCCGUGUAAGCGGCACUAAGUGCUGGGUGCAGAAUGGGGGUCUGGGGGUUCGUGAAGACGCAGUUUGUGGUUCAUCUGCUGAUUGGAUUCGUCUUUGUGAUAAGUGGCCUCAUCAUCAACUUCCUGCAGCUCUGCACCCUUCCACUGUGGGGCGUCAACAAGCAGCUUUAUCGCAGGGUCAACUGCCGACUGGCCUACUCUCUAUGGAGCCAGUUGGUGAUGCUGCUGGAGUGGUGGUCUGGUACGCAGUGCACGCUCUUCACAGACCAGGAGACUGUGGAUCACUUUGGGAAGGAGCAUGUCAUUAUUAUUCUCAAUCACAACUUUGAGAUUGACUUCCUGUGUGGCUGGACCAUGUGUGAGCGCUUUGGAGUCUUAGGGAGCUCGAAGGUCCUUGCGAAGAAAGAGCUUCUGAUGGUUCCGCUUAUUGGGUGGACGUGGUACUUUCUGGAAAUAGUCUUCUGUAAACGCAAGUGGGAAGAAGAUCGAGACACAGUCCUCCAUGGGCUCCACAGCCUGCGAGACUACCCUGAGUACAUGUGGUUCCUGCUGUAUUGUGAGGGCACGCGUUUCACCGAAACAAAGCAUAAAAUCAGUAUGGAAGUUGCAGAUAAAAAAGGGCUGGCUCGUCUGAAGCAUCACCUCCUGCCCCGGACCCGAGGAUUCACUACUGCCGUCCAGUGUCUGCGGGGGACAGUUGCUGCGGUCUAUGAUGUAACGUUGAAUUUCCGUGGAAACAAGAACCCAUCCUUGCUGGGAAUUCUGUACGGGAAGAGAUAUGAAGCAGAUAUGUGUGUUAGACGUUUCCCUUUGGAAGAUAUUCCAGAAGAUGAGAGAGAGGCUGCAAACUGGCUUCAUAAACUCUAUCAAGAGAAGGAUGCUUUACAGGAACAGUACCUCCAAGAGGGAUUAUAUCCUGGUACCCAGAUCGUGCCCUCCCGCCGGCCUUGGACCCUCCUCAACUUUUUGUUCUGGGCAACACUUCUCCUAUCUCCCCUGUUCUCAUUUGGAAUUGGCAUCUUUGCCAGUGGUUCUCCCCUUCUAAUCCUUUCCUUCAUGGGCUUCAUCUGGGCAGCCUCCUUUGCUGUGCGCCGCCUGAUUGGGGUGACGGAGAUUGAGCGAGGUUCUAGUUACGGUAACAGUGAGGUGAAGAAGAAGAAGAAUUAGCUGCAGGCACCACAUACCUAAGGCAGUUUGAACUUUAUCUUGGUUUCUUACUAACAUGAACUGAGGGGGUAGUCUGCCUUUCAGGGCCUCCAUCCUGGACUGGCACCAUGAGUCAAUAGGAACCUGCCAUUUCAUAGGUGCAAGAACAGCUGCAACGCCAGAGGAUAUAUUACCCCUACUCUGUGCCCUCUGCUCCUCCUCCCAUGAUGGUGGAGUCCACGUUACCUUUACUCUAUGCCCUGUGCUCCUCCCCUGAUGGCUGAGCCCACGUUACCCCUACUCUAUGCCAUCUUCUCCUUGUCCCCUGAUAGCUGAGUCCAGGUUACCCUUACUCUAUGCCCUCUGCUCCUCUUCCCCUGAUGGCGGAGUCCACGUUACCCCUACUCUAUGCCCUCUGCUCCUCCUCCCCUGAUGGCGGAGUCCACGUUACCCGUACUCUCUGCUCUCUACUCCUCCUCCCCUGAUGGCUGAGUCAACUUUACCACUACUCUAUGCCAUCUGCUCCUCUUCCUCCCCUGAUGGCUGAUUCCAUGUUACCCCCUACUCUGUGCCCUAUGCUCCUCCUCCCCUGAUGGCUGAGUCCACGUUACCCCUACUCUAUGCUAUCUGCUCCUCCUCCCCUGAUGGCUGAGUCCAUGUUACCCCUACUCUAUGCUCUCUGCUCCUCCUCCCCUGAUGGCUGAGUCCACGUUACUCCUACUCUAUGCCAUCUGCUCCUCCUCCCCUGAUGGCUGAGUCCACGUUACCCCUACUCUAUGCCAUCUGCUCCUCCUCCCAUUAUGGCUAAGUCCACGUUACCCCAACUCUAUGCCCUCUGCUCCUCCUCCCAUUAUGGCUGAGUCCACGUUACCCCUACUCUAUGCCAUCUGCUCCUCCUCCCAUUAUGGCUGAGUCCACGUUACCCCUACUCUAUGCCAUCUGCUUCUCCUCCCAUUAUGGCUGAGUCCAUGUUACCCCUACUCUAUGCCCUCUGCUCCUCCUCCCCUGAUGGCUGAGUCCACGUUACCCCUACUCUGUGCCCUCCGUUCUCCUUAUCACUAGGUCCAUCUUAUUGCCCCUACACAAUGCCCAGUGCCUCUUCUCUGCUCUCCCCUUAUCUCUUGUUCCCUGUAUACCCCCUUUCUUUAUCACUCAUGAUGUAUGCCAUUGCUGGCAUGGGUGUAUACUGCCCCUCCUGUGUGCCCUCUGCUCCUCCAUGUUUGUGGGACCACCUUCCCUUAAUCCAGCCCCCCCCCCCUCCUUCUGUUUAAUACCUGGACUUUUUCCCGUAGUAUUACUGAGAGAAUUCUCAUCAGGUACUGUUGUAUCUCCGCCCACCCCCAGUGUUGCAGAGGAAACGGGGGCUCCUGACACACUGGAAUGACGCUAAUCUGAGCCGGCCCCCGGUGUGAAGCCUGCCGUGCCGCUGUUGUAACGUCCAGAGCCACAGAUCUAUGCCCACAGUACACUGCAGUCAGGACUGGCGCCGGUGUAUGAGUGUGAAUGAAUGUUAUUUCUGUAUAUGCACAAACCACUCCGUUAUGUGUGAAGGAAUUGUCUGGACCUUCAUCUCUCUCCGGAACCCUCAGGGCAGCUCUCCUCUUCCCACGCUCACCUGUGGCAUCAUGUCUCUGGCACGGGAAGGGCUGGCACCGCCGCGGGGCACGGGACGUCUGUGUCAUAGUAUGUGACUACCUCUGCCAGGGAUUAGUGCUUUAGACCUUAACAUGUCAUUAGCAUGUAACAAACCAGACUGACAACUUCACACUAAUAUCAUAUAUGACAUAUCAUCCACUAGGGAGGAGAAUACUGCAUGUAGGGGUUAAUCCUGUGUGUCAUACGGGUGUGAGUGGCCAGAGAGACGCGUGAGCAGACUGUAGUGUUGCUUUAUGUCGCUGCCCGUGUGAUCACCUUUAUCUCCCCUGUAAAGAGACGUUAGGAGUAACAAUAAAGAGCUGAAACAAGA
This is a messenger RNA of Pseudophryne corroboree (corroboree frog), 3259 nucleotides long. RefSeq names its product 1-acylglycerol-3-phosphate O-acyltransferase 3 (gene AGPAT3). Gene Ontology annotation, molecular function: 1-acylglycerol-3-phosphate O-acyltransferase activity. The record is from RefSeq and is a predicted model, not a curated record. The transcript is spliced from 10 exons. Bases 181 to 1314 code for a protein of 377 amino acids. Gene Ontology annotation, cellular component: endoplasmic reticulum; endomembrane system. NCBI's taxonomy places the organism in Eukaryota, Metazoa, Chordata, Amphibia, Anura, Myobatrachidae.